Messenger RNA from Musa acuminata subsp. malaccensis (wild Malaysian banana), 2552 nucleotides. Its product is annotated as inactive leucine-rich repeat receptor-like serine/threonine-protein kinase At1g60630. Gene Ontology annotation, biological process: protein phosphorylation. Gene Ontology annotation, molecular function: protein binding; protein kinase activity; ATP binding. The record is from RefSeq and is a predicted model, not a curated record. NCBI's taxonomy places the organism in Eukaryota, Viridiplantae, Streptophyta, Magnoliopsida, Zingiberales, Musaceae.
UCUUCAACUCAAUUAUGUUCGUUUAAUCUUCUUCGUCUUCUUCAGCGGUCAAGGCAUGAAACGUUGUCAUGCUCUCUGUGGCUGACUCACGUGAAGCACAGACCUCGACGGAUUCGCUGUCUUCAACCACCUGGAGAGAACUCAAUACAAUUCUUCUCGAAGCUCGAAGUCGGAGACCGGAGUUUUGCCUUUACUCGGGGUUACACUUGACUCCCUCCUCGUCCCCCUUCCCAUGGCGGCCUUCAGAACGCCGCAUUGAAGCACCUUCUGCCACCCCUCGUUUGCUAUAUAUGAUCUUCUGCUACUGUCGCUCUCAAUGGAAGUGCGACCUGUUUCUCCAAGGUAUGAUUUUUAUCUCUUCUUCCUCCUCAUCGUCUGCUUGCCGUCCUCGUUCCUUCGCGCUUCCGCCGCUGUCGAGUUGAGAACCGGCGACUUCGACGCGCUCUUGGCCUUGAAGUCUUCCAUUGAUCCUCACGACUCCUUGCCGUGGCGCCAAGAAGCCGUCUCUGAGCUCUGCGGCGGGUGGAAGGGGGUGAAGCAGUGCUCUCCUGAUGGUAGAGUGACAAAGCUCGUGGUCGAGUUCCUCAACCUCACCGGGACGUUGCUUCAGGAACUCCUCGCUCCUCUCGACCAACUUCGCGUUCUCAGCUUCAAGGCCAAUUCUCUUUCCGGUGCCAUUCCCGACCUCUCCCCCCUCGUCAACCUCAAAUCCCUCUUCCUUAGCGACAAUCAGUUCUCCGGCCGGAUCCCGGUCACCAUAGCCUCUCUUCACCGCCUAAAGUUGAUCGUCCUCUCCCACAACCUCCUUUCCGGCCCCAUUCCGACGUCCCUGGCCGGCCUACCGCGGCUUCAUGCGCUCCUGCUCCAAGACAACCGCCUUAUGGGGGAGAUCCCGCCGCUCGACCAACCCAGUCUCCUCUACCUCAAUGUCUCCGGCAACAACCUCUCUGGUGAGAUCCCCGCCACUCGCUCCCUCUCUCGCUUCAACCGCUCCUCUUUCCUCGACAAUCCCAACCUCUGCGGGGAUCAAAUCGGAGCCCCCUGCACCCAGAAGUUGAUCUUUCCGCCUCCCACUGGCAGUCCAAAAUCAUCCUUUGACCAAGUAAACGCCAUCCCUCCGCGUCUCCUUCGCACCCACAAGAAAAGCAUUAGAAGGAUCAUCGGCAUCGUCGCCAGUUCCGUCGCCGGGGCGUUCUUCUUAUCAGUUUGCUUGACAGUGGCGUUGCUAUUGGCAUACAAGAGAAAGAGAAGAAGAGUAAUCGAGAGCCGAUCCGUCGGACACGGAUCAGGCGGCCGCAGCAAGCCCCUCGAAGAAGGCAGCAGCGACGGCGGAGGAGGGGGGAAGGGCGGGUUCUCGUGGGAGGCGGAGGAUGUUGGGAAGUUGGUGUUCUGCGGCGGCGCGGGGGAGAUGUACAGCCUGGAGGAGCUGCUGCGGGCGUCCGCGGAGACGCUGGGGCGGGGAACGGUGGGGAGUACGUAUAAGGCGGUGAUGGAGUCAGGGUUCAUCGUGACGGUGAAGCGGCUCAAGGACGCGUCCCGCCCGCCCGCCGAGGAGUUCCGACGGCGGAUGGAGGAGCUCGGCCGCGUGCACCACCCCAACCUGGUGCCCUUUCGUGCCUACUUCCAUGCCAAGGAUGAGCGCCUCCUCGUCUACGACUACUUUCCCAACGGCAGCCUCUUCUCCCUCAUCCAUGGGUCGCGGCCCUCCGGAAGCGGGAAGCCGCUUCAUUGGACGUCGUGUUUGAAGAUCGCGGAGGACGUCGCCGCCGGCCUCCUCUACCUCCACCAGACUAACCCGCCCACCGUCCACGCCGACCUCAAGCCCUCCAACGUCCUCCUCGGCCCCGACUUCGAGUCCUGCCUCACCGACUACGGCCUCAUCCCUUCCCUCCUCCCCGCCUCCCACGACGACCUCUCCGCACCCUCCCCCUCCUCCUCCUCCUCCUCCUCCUCCGCCGCUGCCGCCGUCUUCUACCGCGCCCCCGAGUCCCGCCUCCCCAACCCCGCCUUCACCCCCCUCUCCGACGUCUACAGCUUCGGCGUGCUCCUCCUGGAACUCCUCACCGGGAAGACCGCCAUGCACGACCUGGUGGAGGAGCCCGGCGCCGACAUCCCCAGGUGGGUCCGCACCGUGCGAAAGCGGGAGAAGAACGACUUCGGCGAGGACCCCGGGCCGUCCGAGGAGAAGCUCACAGCGCUGCUGGACAUCGCAGUCGCGUGCGUGGCAGUCGAGGCGGAGAAACGGCCGCCGACGGAGGAGGUGCUGCGGAUGAUCAGAGAAGCAAGGGCAGAGGUGGUGGCGUCGUCCAACAGCAGCGACCACUCGCCCGGGAGGUGGUCCGAUACGCUGCAGAGCUUGCCGAGGGAGCACGGCCCGUAAAGUUUCCCGGAGAGGGAUUGCAAGUCUUUUUGGGUGGAAAAAGAUUUGAUUUCUGAGGCAAAAUCGAUUUGAGGAUGUCAAGUCGUAGUGUGCAGUGUGAUUCUUGAGAUUUAGGGGUAACGAAGAUCUUUUUUUCCUUUUUUGUCUGUUUAACAAAGGUAAGUUACUAACA